CCCGUGACGACGAUGACCAACGCCGACGGAGAGGAGCAGUGCCCGAUCUGCAAGACCCUACGAUACAUGAACCGCAACCUCAUCUUCCUCAUCAACCCCGAGUGCUACCACCCGCUCUGCAACAACUGCGUCGACCGCCUCUUCGAGAACGGGCCCAACCAGUGCCCCUACAUUGGCUGCCACAAGACGCUACGGAAGAAGGGCUUCCGCGAGCCCAAGUUUGGCGACCUCAACGUCGAGCGCGAGGUCGACAUCCGCAAGCGCGUCGCCGCCAUCUUCAACAAGGGCGAGGAGGACUUUGAAGACCUCAAGGCCUACAACGACUACCUCGACAUGGUCGAGACGCUGACCAUGGACCUGGUCUACGGUUCCGAGAAGGAGCAAGACGCUGCCAGCCAGCGGCUCCUGGCGUGGGAGUACGAGCACCGCCUCGAGAUCGAGAAGAACCGCAAGCACGGCGAAAGGCUCCGCGAGCAGACCCGCAAGCAGUUCGCCGCCGAGCAAAAGGCCGCCGCCCAGCGCCGAGCCGACGCCGCGCGCCAGGAGGAGGAGGAGCGCCUGCGCAAGGCCCGCCAGCGCGAGGAGGACCUGGACAUGCUCGCCAGCGCGCCCACCGGCGCCGCGAGCAAGAUCAUGCUCAAGAAGCGCGGGCAGAACCGCAGGGAGGCCGUGGCGGAGAGCGAGGCCGCGGCCAUGCGGGCGGCCCAGCACGCCGCUGCCAACGGGGGUCUUGCGAUCAAGGGCCUGAAGAGGAAGCCCAACGCGGCCGCGUCUGCCGCCGCCGAGGACACGGGGCCCUACGAUCCCCUUGGCAAGCUGGACCUGCGGCCCUCGCGCUACGUGCUCCAGCCGACGUACAAGAACGAGUUUCUCGACACCCUGCUGCAGGACCCCAAGCUCCAGGCGGGCGGCUACAAUGUGCAGGAGUACUACUCCCGCGCCCUGUUUGAGGCCUUUGCCGGCUUGGCGGUGUUUGUGAGCGACGAGAAGGAGACGGGCGGCGUAGGGAUGGACCAUCGCGGUGUGGCCACGCAGGGGGCCAGCAUGGCUGCC
Molecule: messenger RNA, 1053 nt
Organism: Cryphonectria parasitica EP155
Lineage: Eukaryota; Fungi; Ascomycota; Sordariomycetes; Diaporthales; Cryphonectriaceae
Product: CDK-activating kinase assembly factor
Exons: 1
Biological process (GO): nucleotide-excision repair; regulation of transcription by RNA polymerase II; positive regulation of cyclin-dependent protein serine/threonine kinase activity
Cellular component (GO): transcription factor TFIIH holo complex
Molecular function (GO): cyclin-dependent protein serine/threonine kinase activator activity
Source: RefSeq, a predicted model, not a curated record